Messenger RNA from Cyprinus carpio (common carp), 4537 nucleotides. RefSeq lists its product as uncharacterized. The transcript has a single exon. Bases 158 to 2977 code for a protein of 939 amino acids. Lineage: Eukaryota; Metazoa; Chordata; Actinopteri; Cypriniformes; Cyprinidae. The record is from RefSeq and is a predicted model, not a curated record.
UAACACAUGCAAAUGGAAACAUCCUACUUGCUUUCAAGAUGACAAUUACAUCAAAGGAGAACGGUCAGUCCCUGUAACAUCAUCUGAUUCAAGGUCUGAUAACUCGACAGCUGCUGUGUCCUUAAGUGUGUCUGGAAAGGGAUCAUCCUAUACAUCAAUGGUUGUACCAGUAUGGGUAUCAUCAAGCAAAGAUGUGAGUACAGAAAAAUUAGUUUAUGCCUUGCUUGAUUCACAAAGCGAUAAAACCUUUAUUGAUCAAGAAGUAAGUAAUGUCCUGCAGGUAGAUAAAUCUCCUGUAAGGUUAAAAUUGACUACCAUGUCUGGAAAGGAUACCAUAGUGAAGAGUGAAAGGAUUUCAGGACUUCGUGUAAGAGGUUACAGCUCUGCCACUUAUAUUGAACUCCCCCCUGUUUAUACUAAAGACUGUAUACCAGUUAACCAGGCACACAUACCCACAUGUGAAACGGCUAAGCUUUGGAAUCAUCUUUCCGCAAUUAUUUAUGAGAUGCCCUCUUUGAAGGACUGUGAGGCUGGGCUUUUGAUUGGAUAUAAUUGUGCCAGGGCAUUGGCGCCAAGACAAGUGAUCCUAGGAAGUAAUGAUGAACCCUAUGCUGUCAAAACUGAUCUAGGUUGGAGCAUUGUUGGACCUUCAUUACCUUGCCCCGACUCUUCUAGUGUCACAGGUAUUUGUCAUAGACUUUCUGUUAAGGAAAUUCCUCCACUGACUCCAGCAGAUGCCAUUCGUGUCUUGGAAUCUGAUUUUAAAGAUGUUAAUGAUGACGACAAAACUUUAUCUCAAGAUGACAUCACGUUUUUGAAUAAAUUAAGUGAUGGUAUAAGGAAGAAUUGUACUGGACACUAUGAAAUGCCUCUACCCUUUAAAGAAAGACCUAAGCUACCAGACAAUAGACAACUUGCCCUUGUGAGACUUAAUCAUUUGAAGAGAAAAUUAUUAAAGGAUCAAAGGUAUAGGGAGCAUUAUGUGAAAUUUAUGGAAGAUGUGAUUGAAAGGGGAGAGGCAGAAGAAGUUAAAGAUGUUGGGAUUGAAGGCAACAAGUGGUAUGUUCCCCAUCACGGUGUUUACCACCCUAAGAAACCAGACAAAUUGAGAGUUGUUUUUGAUUGUUCUGCGAGGUAUGAUGGAAUCAGCUUAAAUGAUUAUCUCCUUCAAGGACCUGAUUUGAUGAACAAUUUGACGGGUAUUCUUCUCCGAUUUCGUCAACACCCUGUUGCUUUAAUAUGUGAUGUAGAGAAAAUGUUCCAUCAGUUCCAUGUGUGUAAGGCAGAUAGAGACUUUCUGCGAUUCUUGUGGUGGAGAAAUGGAGAUUUGAAAGAACAACCUCAAGAAUACAGAAUGAAAGUUCAUCUCUUUGGAGCGUCUUCAUCUCCAGGAUGUGUGAAUUAUGGAUUGAGGCAUUUGGCUGAAGGUAGUAGAGAUCAGUAUCCCUUGGGCUUUGACUUUGUAAUGAACAAUUUUUAUGUAGACGAUGGUGUUACAAGUGUACAGACAACAGCGGAUGCAAUUCAGCUUGCACGAGAAGCCCGAGAACUUUGUGCUAUUGGUGGUCUUAGACUUCACAAAUUUGUGUCCAGUGAUAAAGCGGUCUUGGAAAGUAUUCCUCCUUCAGAACGUGCUAAUGAUAUAAGAGAACCUGACCUUUCAUUUGAUGAUUCUUUGGUAGAGCGAACACUGGGGAUUCAGUGGAAUGUGGAACGUGACUGCUUUCAGUUUGGUGUAUGUCUCAAGGAGCAGCCAGUAACUCGACGCGGAAUCUUAUCUACUAUUGCAUCACUGUACGACCCAUUAGGCUUCUUAGCUCCAUUCAUCCUCCGUAGAAAGAAGAUACUCCAGGAAGUAUGCAGACAGGGUAUAGGCUGGGAUGAUACACUGAGUUUUGAGUUGCAGCCAAGGUGGGAGUGUUGGAAAAGGGAUUUGAGUAACUUGAAGAAAGUGAUUCUUCCCCGCACAUAUGCUCCUCCUGAGUUUGGAAAGGUGAAGGAAGUAGAGCUGCAUCAUUUUUCAGAUGCUAGUACUAGUGGAUAUGGACAGUGUUCAUAUCUGAGAUUGAAAAAUGAAAGAGAAGAUGUUCAUGUUGCCCUUGCAAUGGCAAAGUCUCGCGUGUCCCCGAUAAAAAUUACAACUAUUCCAAGGUUGGAGUUAACAGCUGCAGUUGUUUCAGUAAGUGUCAGUAGAAUCCUAAAAGAAGAGCUUCGAUAUACUGACAUCACUGAAUUUUUCUGGACCGACUCCAAGGUUGUUCUGGGAUAUAUCAAUAAUGAGGCCAGACGAUUCCACACUUUUGUUGCUAAUAGAGUACAACGGAUUCAUUUAAGCACUGUGCCGCAGCAAUGGAGAUAUGUUCCAACAAAGGAUAAUCCUGCGGAUCAUGUCUCAAGGGGUCUCACUGUGGAUGAAUUGAUCUCGUCUAACUGGUUCACAGGGCCAGGGUUCUUGUGGAAUAAGGAAAUUGCCCUUUCACCUAGUGAAGUUCCAGAAUUACAAUUAAGGGACUCUGAAGUCAGAAGUUUUCAAACGCUUAACACAAAGGUUGUGGAGCAGGGAAGUAUUGUAAAUCGCUUGUGCAAGUUUUCAUCUUGGUCUCAUGUGGUCCGAGCAAUUGCACGCAUUCAACGACGAAUUAACAAGGAUAAAUCAAGUGGUCUUUCUACAGUUGAGGAGAGAGAAAGUGCAGAGUGCCUAAUAGUGAAACUCUUACAAAAACAUGUGUUCCACACCGAACUGAAAGUGUUAAGUAAAGGUGCCCAGUUGUCAUCUCGUAAUGAAUUGUACAACCUCAACCCAUUUCUUGACAGCGAUGGUGUGCUUAAGGUGGGAGGACGUCUAAGUAACUCUUCUCUUUGUCAUUCACUUAAACAUCCUGUAAUUAUUCCCAAAAACCAUCAUAUUACAAGGUUGAUCAUAGCUGAUUGCCAUGAAAAAGUCAAGCAUCAAGGUAAAGGGUUUUACCAUCAAUGAAAUCCGUUCAAAGGGUUUUUGGAUCCCUGGCAUUAAUCGUGCUGUAGCAUCUUAUGUGCAUAAUUGUGUCACCUGUAGAAAACAUAUACGACCAGUGGAAGAGCAAAGGAUGGCUGACUUGCCUUCAGAGAGAGUGAAUCCCUCGCCCCCAUUUACUUACUGUGGUAUGGACUGUUUCGGUCCAUUUUCUGUGAAACAAGGACGAAAGGUGUAUAAAAGAUAUGGAUUGAUCUUUACCUGUCUGUCUUCCCGUGCCAUUCACGUUGAAAUGAUUGAUUCUUUGUCAACGGAUUCUUUUAUUAAUGGCUUGCGUUGUUUUAUUGCUUUACGUGGAGCAGUUCGGCAGAUUAGAUCUGAUCAAGGAAGUAACUUUGUGGGUGCAAAGAAUGAGUUAACUGCAGCCCUCAAAGAACUUGACGUUGAGAAACUGAAUUAUUUCCUAGUUGAGAAUCAGUGUGAUUUCGUAUUGAACGCACCAGGUGCAAGUCAUGCAGGAGGUGUAUGGGAACGACAGAUUAGGACGGUUAGAAGUGUUCUUCAGUCUACACUUUUGAUGGCUUCAGAACGAAUUGAUGAUUCUUCUUUACGAUCAUUCCUUUACGAAGCAAUGUCAAUUGUAAACAGUCGUCCACUCACUGUCGACAAUUUAAGUGAUCCAAAUAGUCUUGAACCAAUAACACCAAAUCAUUUUCUUACAAUGAAAUCCACUAUUGCUUUACCACCUCCAGGCAAGUUCACUAGAGAAGAUCUAUAUGCCAGGAAAAGAUGGCGCCAUGUCCAAUAUCUUGCUGAACAAUUUUGGAGUCGCUGGCGCAAAGAAUAUCUUUCUAAUAUUUCUGUUAGACAGCGCUGGCAUACCCCUAGGAGAAAUCUGUUAGUAGGAGAUAUAGUGAUUGUCAAGGACAGUGAUCUACCCAGGCAUAAAUGGUCUUUAGGUAGGGUUGUAGAAACUACCAUAGAUUCAGAUGGACUUGUGAGGAGAGUUCGGGUACAUCUUGGUGAUAAAAAUUUGGAGAAAAAUCUACAAGGUCUUAGUAAGCCUUCUGUGAUUGAACGUCCAGUCCAGAAGUUGGUUUUACUGUUGGAGGCUUGUUAAUUCCUUUUCUUUUUGUUUUGCUUGAUUUUUGUUGUUGUUUUUCUCAACUAUGUAUUUUUUAUAUGCAUUGUAUUGUGGGUCAUGGUAUUUUUGAAAUCAUUUGUGUAUUGUGACUCAUGAUUUGGUGGGAGUGUAACGGACUGGCAAUUGUUAACCAGAUAUAUGAAGUCUGUAUUGCAUUGACCCUUUUUUUUUGUACAGAGCAGCUAAAGGACUUUUAUUAUGAAAUUAACUUAAUGCGCAAAUUGGACCUGUAUAAAGAGCGACACAUUUCCGCUGUUUGUGUGUGUGCGCUUUGUGAAGGACGCAGCCUGCAGUUUGACGUCUUUUUCUUCCUUUUAUUGUACUUGUGCGUCUCACUGAAAAGGGAAAUAAGGUAAUUGGUUUUGUACAUUGUAUGAUGCAUAAUGUGAUGUUAGGUUUUGUAUUUGGCUUAUGUAUUGUUUGUUUCUGUUUUUGUUUGU